Messenger RNA from Mizuhopecten yessoensis (Yesso scallop), 1957 nucleotides. Its product is annotated as U6 snRNA-associated Sm-like protein LSm1. Bases 120 to 521 code for a protein of 133 amino acids. Gene Ontology annotation, cellular component: P-body; Lsm1-7-Pat1 complex. Gene Ontology annotation, molecular function: RNA cap binding. The transcript is spliced from 4 exons. The record is from RefSeq and is a predicted model, not a curated record. NCBI's taxonomy places the organism in Eukaryota, Metazoa, Mollusca, Bivalvia, Pectinida, Pectinidae. Gene Ontology annotation, biological process: deadenylation-dependent decapping of nuclear-transcribed mRNA.
CUUAAAAACGCUUGACAUUAUAAGAUUUUUUUACCUAACUGAAAAAGGUCUCCUUCUACAUUGAGAAAACAAGAUUAAGAAGUGCACACCACAGUAAAUGCAGUCAAUAUAUAUCGAGAAUGAGUUAUCUUCCUGGAACUGCGAGUUUAGUUGAAGAAAUAGACAAAAAACUGUUGGUUGUUUUACGUGAUGGAAGGACACUAAUUGGAUUCCUUAGAAGCAUUGAUCAGUUUGCCAAUUUAGUCCUUCAGAGAACUAUCGAGAGAAUUCAUGUUGGAAAGAAGUAUGGCGACAUUCCGAGAGGAAUCUUCGUAGUUCGUGGAGAAAAUGUGGUGUUACUUGGAGAAAUUGAUCUUGAAAAUGAAGACAAUCACCCACUAGAGGAGGUUCCCAUCGACGAUAUUCUAGAAAUGCAGAGAGAGGAACAACUACAAAAACAGCAAGCAGAGGAGAGAAAGAAAAAGUCCAUGUUGGAACAAGGACUUCAGCCCCAUUCAGAAAUGCAUGAAGAAUACCUCUGAUGAUGAUAACUGGAACUGAUAAAGGCUUACAAUGGAACUGAUAGUGGUUACAACAAAUAACUGAUAGUGAUAGGGACUGAUAGUGGUUUACAGCAAACAUUUGAUAGUGCUUUACAAUGAAACUGAUCAGCAGUUUAAAUAACUGAUAGUGGUUUACAACAAAUAAAUGAUAGUGAUUUACAUCAAAUAACUGAUAGUGGUUUACAACAAAUAACUGAUAGUUGGUUUACAACAAAUAACUGAAGGUGACCGACGCUUGAACUGAUAGUGGAUUGCAGUGCAACUGAUAGGGGUUUGAAAAUUAACUGAUCAUGAGAGUAGUUUGAAAAACAGCUGAUAGUUGUUUACAACGAAAUGAAAUGAUAGUGCUUACUUUGAAACUGGUAGUGGUUUAUAAUUAAUUCCAUAGUGCUAACAAUGAACCUGAUCUUUACAACAAAUACCUGAUAGUGAUUUGAAAUAAAUAACUGAUAUCAGUUUGUGGUUUAACAUUAUAUAGCAUCUAAUAGUAGCUUAUAAUAAAGAAAACCUCUUUUUGAAAAGGUCAACAACAAUCAAUAUCAAUGACAAAAGAGAUAAAUUUAAUUUAUUCAAUAUCUCUUGAUUACCAAAUCAUUUUCAAAGUGGAAAAUGUUAUAACCUGACCAAGGGACACAACUCAGAAACAUCAUGUGCAGAAAAUAAGUACAGCAAUGUGAAAUGGUAUUGUCGUCUAGCUUAUCUUUCUAUGAACUUUAUGAAGUAAUGUCCUAUACAUAUAUCUUCAUGAGAAUUUCUUUUUCCAAAGACAUUAUUUACACUACAGGGUAAUGCAUAGAUUGUCAAUGAUGUAGUUCUAAAAUUAUUAUUCAUUACAAAUUUUCAUUUAAGCAUUGUCCUGCAUAAUUGCAUUAUUAAAAUGGACAUCUUUUUCAAUUAAUUUGUAAUGUAUUUAUAAUUUUGAUGACAUGUGAAUUACAAGAAAUUAUCAUGUUGUGUGUGAGCGUGUGUCCUUUAUAUUUUUUUUAUUGUUUUGCAUCAUCGUUAUCAUAAGAUUAGGAUUAACGAUUAAAUUGUGUAUAUGUUGUAAUGGCCAUACAAUUGACUCCGUUAGAUAGGAGCCAUUUGUUUUUGUGCAGCACACGGCUACAAUGAAAUGUCAGCUACCCGUUAGAUAGGGUGAAAAUAGCUGAUGGUAGUUUUUUUGAUGGCUUUGUAUGUUUAUCCAUCACAUUGUGAUAUAGCAAUCACUGGAACUGGUCCGUUAAAUAGGAUUUAAAGUUCUAAGUAAUAAAUAAAUUACUUUCAAUGAAAAAAAAAAUAUUGUUGACUGUUUAUCAUUUAAUAGGAAAAUAAGUAUUUGAACCAAUAAGGGUGUUAUAAGUUAUUGCCAAUAUUUUCAUCUUUUUUUACUCAUUUUUGUUCUUCAUGAAGUGAAAUAAACUUGAAACACUCAA